Molecule: messenger RNA, 267 nt
Organism: Penicillium psychrosexuale
Lineage: Eukaryota; Fungi; Ascomycota; Eurotiomycetes; Eurotiales; Aspergillaceae
Exons: 2
Coding region: 1-267 (88 amino acids)
Source: RefSeq, a predicted model, not a curated record
AUGAUCCGCCACGGAGGACCCAUAUCCCCCGAACUACGAAGGCCUUGUCGGGUUGGGGGCUUCAUCCCUGCGGCAGGUGUAAAUGAAGUUGUCGAACCGGGGUCCAUGUAUUUUGUCUUUGGUGGGAACGGGUUCUUCGGAUACUUCUUUUCAGAAGCUCGAUGUCUGCUGCUAUCACGUCUCUCAGCCAGGAUUUUCUUGUUUGGUGGUCAAUCUACGAGGUCGAAGAAUGUCCUGAUCUCGAAACACUCGACAUGGUUGAUGUGA